UAUGUUCCGCAGCUCUGCUGGGUGCGGUGAGGGACGUCUAUCUUGGUGGGCCUCCCUUGGAGAAGAACCCCUGGGGACCGCCUGCUGUGUCCCCCAGCCCAUGAUAAGCACAGGCUCUGCGCCCUGCCCAAGGCGUUGCUAGCUGCGGCUCCUUGUGUCUGGGCCCAAGAGGACUCCUUCCCCAUCUGCCUGCGGUGCCUGCAGCCCCUUGGUCCCCUCUCUCUUCUGUUCCAGCUUCUGCCCCCAGCUCCUGCUCCCACUGCAGCACAGAUGGGGCUCCCCUGGGGCUGCGGCUGCCCCAGCCUCACCGGCCAUACCAGGGGCCUCCUGACUUCCCUCGUCACUCUGCUCCUCCUCCUCUGGCUGGGCUCAGCCCAGCUCAGAGUGGAGGGACCAGGCCAGCCUCUCACUGCCACCGUGGGGCAGGAUGUCGUGCUGCCCUGCCACUUGUCCCCUCAACGGGAUGCUCGCAGCUUGGAGGUCAGGUGGAUUCGACGCACAAUAUCUGAGACAGUGCACCACUACCUCAAUGGAGAGGACCUGUACGGGGAGCAGAUGGGGGCAUAUGCUGGGAGGACAGAGUUGGCCAGAGAUGGUCUCUCUGCUGGAAGCCUGGACUUGCGAAUCAUGGGGCUGAGACCUUCUGAUGAAGGCCAUUAUGUCUGCAUUGUGAAAGCUGCUGAUGCUUAUGACGAAGCAACGGUGGAGCUGGUGGUGUCAGCCACAGGCGCUGACCCCCACCUCUCCCUGGAGGGCUACGAGGCCGGAGGCAUCCGGGUGCUGUGUCGAUCAGCCAGCUGGUACCCGCUGCCGCAGCUGCUGUGGAGGGAUGCUCGCGGGCAGCAUCUGCCCUCGGUGUCCCAGACACAUUCCCAGGACCAGGAGGGGCUCUUUGAAAUCGAAGGUGCCGUCAUCGUGACCGGGAGCGUGGAGGGGCCCUUGUCCUGUGUGGUCAGGAGCAGCCGCCUCCAGCAGGAGUGGGAAUCGUCCCUGCACAUCACAGCUCCCUUCUUCCUCAAAGCCCAGCCCUUGAUAGUGGUUCUGGUUCUGGUCCUCGUGCUUUUGGCUGUGUCCAUUGGCCUCGGUGUUUAUCUCUUCCUUAAGAAAGGUAAGCUGGCAGCGCAGGGAUGGAGCAGAGGGAGAUGA
This is a messenger RNA of Cygnus olor (mute swan), 1146 nucleotides long. RefSeq names its product butyrophilin subfamily 3 member A2-like. NCBI's taxonomy places the organism in Eukaryota, Metazoa, Chordata, Aves, Anseriformes, Anatidae. The transcript has 6 exons. The coding region runs from base 271 to 1146 and encodes 291 amino acids. The record is from RefSeq and is a predicted model, not a curated record.